UGCGCACAGUUAAUUGAGAAUGAACUGAGCGGUUUCCUUACAAGGAAUUUGGCAGUCAAUCAAUUUCCCAAUGAAUCUAAAAAUAGGUCGGUUAAUAUGGAUAUUCUACAAGGAACACACGAAAAUAAUUCCACUCCAAAGAAAAGUGUAAUCCGAGAACCAAUUUAGAACAUACAGUGCCCAGCUGUUUCGUGAGCAACAUAACUACACACAUUGAGGAUGUCCUCAAUGUUUGGAAAAGCGAGGACCUGCAAUGUAGUUAAUGUAUGUGCUGUUCCAGACCGUGGGCUACAGGAGUGCAAUAUCGCUAUUCUAGGAAUAACAGGAUCAGGAAAAUCAGCUCUGACAGUGAAGUUCCUCACUAAGCGCUUCAUCAGUGAAUACGACCCAAAUCUGGAGGAUACCUACACUUCUGAAGAAAUCGUGGAUCAGCAAUCUGUUGUUGUGAAAGUCAUGGAUACAGCGGAUCAGGAUGGGCCAGUGAACUGUGAGCGCUAUCUGACCUGGGCUCAUGUCUUCAUGGUGGUGUACAGCAUCGACAACCGCAGCAGCUUCGAGGGCUGCCAGCAGUACCUGGAUGUGGUGACGCUGCACACCAAGGGGCUGCAGCUGGAGGUGCCCAUCAUUCUGCUGGGCAACAAACUGGACAUGGAGAGAUACAGGCAGGUGAGCAAGGCGGACGGCGCGUCCCUGGCCUCCAGGCACGGCGCCGUGUUUCACGAGGUGUCGGCCUGCCAGGACUUUGACGCGGUGCAGCGGGUGUUCCACGAGGCGGUGCGCGCAGCACGCCGGGAGGCGGAGAGGAGCCCACCGGUCCGCCCGCUCUACAUCAGUGAGGAGCGGCCCGUGGUCAGCCUGGCCUCGGCCCCCGCCCUCGCCUCCGGCUGCAAGGAGCUGCCCUCGGUCGCCACGGCCAAGCUGGUCACCGUCAAGUCCUCGCGGGCCCAGAGCAAGCGCCGCGCGCCCACGCUCACCCUGCUCAAGGGCUUCAAGAUCUUCUGACAGCAGCAGGGCCUCCGCAAGCCGGCUGGAGACCCCGGAGCCCCUUCUCUCGGAGCACCGCGCUUCUUUCGAAAUGAUUACAAGCAGCGCUGGGACAAACUGUCAGAUCUGGGCAAGAGGGGGAUAAAAUGACGAUCCAGGAUUCA
Molecule: messenger RNA, 1148 nt
Organism: Lepisosteus oculatus (spotted gar)
Lineage: Eukaryota; Metazoa; Chordata; Actinopteri; Semionotiformes; Lepisosteidae
Source: RefSeq, a predicted model, not a curated record